Hypomesus transpacificus is the source of this 852-nucleotide messenger RNA. It is a transcript of the gene pth2, whose product is annotated as parathyroid hormone 2. Gene Ontology annotation, biological process: neuropeptide signaling pathway. The record is from RefSeq and is a predicted model, not a curated record. Bases 73 to 561 code for a protein of 162 amino acids. Gene Ontology annotation, cellular component: extracellular region. NCBI's taxonomy places the organism in Eukaryota, Metazoa, Chordata, Actinopteri, Osmeriformes, Osmeridae. The transcript is spliced from 3 exons.
GAACAAGGACACACGCAUUCCGACUCUAGAACCCACUUCCACACUCUAGAAGACUCAUCUAGAUCCUUCUGCAUGACAGAUACCAAACGAGCUGGAACUUUGGCCUUACACUACAUUUCAUCCAGGAUGGCUGGUCUUCCUUUCCUGAUACUAAGCCUUCUGGGACUGACCCUGGUGACCUCUGGCUUCCCACAACCCCGCCUUCAACAUCUACACCGGGGAGAUUUAAAACCUGAACCAUGGGAGAUCCUUUACCCCUCUAUCUCCCUACGUGAUUGGAGCAUCCAGAUGAUGUCCACGCCAGACUUUGGGGCUGCCAAGAGCAAGGCGGAGCUUCUGGGAGAGACAUGGCUUCCAGAGUCCCAAUCACAACUGGGCGAGGCCUUGGUAGAUGGUUGGCCUGGCGACUGGCCGUCCAAUCAGGGGCCCAGUGAGGAGAAGCGGAAUAUCGUGGUGGCGGACGACGCAGCUUUCAGGGAGAAGAGCAAAAUGCUGACCUCCAUGGAGAGACAGAAGUGGCUGAACUCCUACAUGCAGAAACUGUUGGUAGUGAACCAGUGAAACCAGAACCAGCCCAGACUCAUGCCAGCAGACCAGUAAGCUCGCUCCAUACCAGUGAACAUGUGUUGCGUGUCUUUGUGAUGUUUGUGAUGAAUAAAGUCUGCAUAUCAAAUAGUGUAAAGUUCAAAUAUUUGUUCAAUUUUGUUAAACGUUCCCUUGAAGAUUUAAAUGGGGCUCUAAUAAACAUUCUUUUUUUUUUUUUCAAUCUUUGAACUCAAAUUAAUUUCCUUUUCAUUAUUCAACCUGAUGCCAUUGGAUUAUUCUGUUUCAACCAUGAGACUGUCCAUGCAC